Porites evermanni is the source of this 5189-nucleotide messenger RNA. NCBI's taxonomy places the organism in Eukaryota, Metazoa, Cnidaria, Anthozoa, Scleractinia, Poritidae. The record is from the annotation of a GenBank genome assembly.
AUGCAGAUGAUUGCACGGCUACUUCUUUUACUGUGGAUUUUGUGCAGCGUGUUGGUCGCAUUCUCCAAUUGCAGAACUUUGUGCUCAAGGAUUUUCUUUCAAAAUAUCAAUGAAGAAACCAUGCCUUACAAAGUCAUUGAAGGUGUAUACACCAAGGAGAAUUACAGUCACAACAACUUCCCUGUGUAUCGGCGAGAAAAUGGCGAUCUGCUGUUUUACUAUAAUACAUCCACGGAAGUCCAAAAAAGUUUGAUUUUUGGACUUAAUCUAAGCGACUACUUUGGCGUCGCUGCUGAUGUUUAUAGCACUGUUGAUCCUGUGUCGUGGCUGACUUCAAGGAGUUUGGAUAGAAGUGAUGUCUUUGGAGGAUUAAUAAGCUAUUGGCAAUUUUGGAACAUGCGCGAUAAAAGGAAUGGCUAUGUCACAGUUAGUAGUUCGUCACCUAUGAUUAAAGCUGUAUGCGUGGAUGAAGAUUUCAGAGAAUGUAACUCGGAUAGACUCUACUUGAAUGACAAUUUCACCGAUGGAAGGGGGAAUGUUGUGAACGAUCUCACUCGAGAUUAUUUCUUUCGCAAGCAAGGUGUCUUCCGUAACCUUCGCCCUGUGUAUCAGCAUAGUAGACAAACGUGGUAUCUUCAAUACACUGCAGACGGCUUCUGGGUGGUAACAGAAAGGUACUCACCAAGCAAUUCAAAUGAUAACGUUUUAAUGAAGACUAAAGAUUUUGCCCUGCGACCAGAGUACAUCAGCAAGACUUGGUCGGUCCAUUACAAUGGAUGGCGUUAUAUGCCUAAACUGAGAGUCUUGUGUAGAGGAGUAAAUUCAAUGUCGAAUACUUGUCUAUCAAAGCCAUGUAAUAGCAAAGCUACAUGCAUCUACACUUCCGGUAACGAAACACUUUGUCUCUGUCCUUCCGGUUACACCGGUGUGACAUGCUCUAGCAACAAACAGUGCCCCACUCCCUACCUCUUAUCUGGCACAGAACUAAACUUUGCAUAUCCAGGAAGAAGGCCUGGCGAUCUCGGUUUUUCCUUCUGCAGUGGACCGUAUCCUUCUGUAAGGUUUUCCCUCUGUGUGGAUAUGAAAUACAGCGCUAAUCCUUACUGGAGUAAACAAGGGAAAGCCUGCCGUAGAGGGAAUACUGACAGCGAUUCUUUUCCCUGGAAACCUUGGUAUGCACCAACCCUGGAGGUCUGGACACCUUGGAAUAGACAAACGAGCGAGAGGUCCUGGAGACCUUGGUAUCCAUCUACCCCCGAGGUCUGGACACCUUGGUAUAGUGAAACCACCGAGAGGCCCUGGCCUCCUUGGUAUCCACGAACUCGAGCUCGAAGUGUUAACUUUGAUGACAACAGUACUGGUGUAAUCGUGCCCGUGGUUCUUACUUCCGCCGCACUUCUAGAAUUGUUCCUGCCACUUAUUAUCUACUGCUGCGCUGUUUGCAAAAAAAAAAGUAAGGAAAGAAGAGAAGAACUCGAAGAUCGUAGGACGUUAAUGGAAGUUAGCGGAGAAUUAGAAAGGAGACUGGAACAAAUUGCUAGGGCCGAAAGCCAAGAGGAACUCGAUCGUGGUGUUCAGGAUUACCAGCAAACCGUCCAGGAAUAUCAAUGUGAGAACGAAGGCAAAGAACUGAGCCGCAAACGAGGCUUGUACAGGAAUGCAAGUUUAUGGCGAAUCAUUUCCAUGCACUUGUUUUUUUCCUUUUACCUAUGGAUCGUGUAUCUGGUCGGUUGUGAAAUUUCCCAGUGUACUCAAUAUGGACGUAUUUUCGUCUACUUAAAAAUCUUUGGGUUUGUUAUGCUGUGCAUCUCGUUGGUGUACAUUUUCAUAGAAAGCAUCUUCUCCCACGAGCUGGAUUACUUAAGAAACAUCAUGCAGGACGAGACCGCAUGGGGAUACAUACAAAAUAUGCAGCAAGUCGCACCCAGAAUUUUCAUGGUCGUGGAGUGCUAUCAUUUUGAAACGCGUACCCGUGUCGUGAACUACACAGACGCGAAUGGAAACACGCAGUCUCGCACAGAAACUUAUACCGUGAGGGUUGUGACAUUCGUAGACCACGAUGAAUUCUCGUUCGGCUCGUGGGUUGACAUUUCCAAAAGAGAAAUGCCAGCACUGAGUACAGUGUCUCUUACUCGAGUAAGAAUUGAUCCGUAUGUCUUGUUUGGUGAUCAGGAGACAGCGGAUGAUUUCGAGAGACAAGCAGCAGUCAUGAUAGAACGGAAUCGUCACCGAGAUGCCUUUACGGAUUUUUCAUCGAGUGGGGAAAUUCCUGGGCUAAAGAAGAGGUUUUCUGCUUAUGUGGAUUUUAGGGUGAAGCCUUGGUGGAUUCGACCACUGUUCUUUUGGCUGGCCACGCUGUUGCAGAUGAGUUGGCCUUAUCGCUGGCUGUUCAGAGCCAGGACCAGUAAAUGUUACUAUGCUCUAAGGAAGAAAUUGUACAAGAGUACCACACCCCCACGAGAAGUAGACACUAUGGAUCCAAUAGCAAUGCUGGCGGAUGAUGCAUGGUCCAGUGACUCCAGCGACCCGAACCAUAUGUCUAAUUGCAUGACGGAGAUCGUCAAUCCAGGCAUAGGUAACCCCGCCUUCCAAAACGGCUGCGCACCUUAUCCACCUGGCAAUCCAACUUUGGGACCUGGCUUCUCGGUCGCACCCCGACCAACAUCCCCUGCAACAUACGACGCAGGUACUCCACACCCAUCGCCAAAUGCACCGAAUAUUCUCGGACCUCCUGUGUAUAGUUCCUAUCCCACCGGUAAAACUGCGUAUCCUACCCAGUCACCCGGACCUGUCUACCCUCCUUAUUCUUUGGUACCGCAGCCAGACGCACCCCCGCCAUCAUACGAUUUUUCGUAUGAUAGGAUACACUCCUGAUAUUCCCCAAGCAAGUAACGAGAAAAACUCCCCUGCGCCUUGAUGGCUCAAAAAAAGGCUGUCGAGAAAAUAUAAGAGAAAAACAACAUAUCUCUAGUGUUACCCGGAAGCUUCUAACAGUUUCUUUCUUCAUUUAUGUAGUAAAACGAAAUGGAAAUGAAAAAGAUAAGUAGUUAUAUACGCUAAGAAAGGAGCAGCGAUGGAAAUCUGUUCACACAAAAACCUGAUUGUUUUCAUCGAAACGCAUCCAUUUGAAAUCGCUCUUGGAAGUGGACGCUCGAAAACGGAGUGAAAACGAAUCAAAAUGAAACGAUGUCGUCAUUCAGAGGACAAAGGGAUAUCCUGACUAUUCUUAGCGUUAAAACCCGAUUUUGUCCCUUCACUAUUAAAUAGCGCAAAAUGUCGUCAGGGCAUACAAGUUUGGACGGAAGAAGUGUUAAAUGAUUGGCGAUAAACGCCCUACAUUUGUGGUACCAACAAUAUAUUUUUUACAAAAAAAAUCAUAUUCCAUGAUCGAAGUAGCCUAAGAGAACAGCCGACAUCUCGCGGGGAAGCCAGUAGUGGCGUCGCCGAAUGUUAACCUGCGAACGCAGACGUAUAGCGACGACCGGAAAUACGUCUGCUUUCGCAGGCUACGAAAUGUCAUCUGUUUCCUCGUUUGCUAGGCUAUGAUUAGUCUGCUUAAUAGGGGCGAAAUGCCCCGUUCGCCUCGCUUGGCUCUUAAGCGCUUGUUAUGCAGCUUAGUAUGAUCGCAGUUUAAAUAAUUGCCUAACUGAUUGUAUGCGAAACAAAAUGAAUCAGAGUCAUCAAAUGAGGUCUCUUGUUUUAAACACGGUAGCCAAAUGAACAAUUCUUGCAUGUAUUAAACAGGGUUUUUAGGCCUCAGGGACACACCUCUACCCACCUUUGCCUGAGUCCCCCUCCCCCUCCCCCGCCUCCCCCAUUAACCCCAUGUCAGAUGAAGUUUUUUUCCGAGAAACGGCAGGAAAAAUUAAUGUUUGAUAGCUUCAUGCUUUGUUCAAUAUAUCUAGGUUAAGCUAUUAAAGACCGUUUACCAGUUCUUAACGAGCUAGAAAUUCAGAUGUCUCGAACAUCAGUAACAUUUAACUUUCAAACUGUGGGGUCAUCUGUUUCGUCUCGGCUUCUGUUACAAACAAGGAAAUAGAGGAGACGUCUACACGCAGGCUAGGUCCUCACUCGUUGCAAAUUGAUACCCUUCAUAUCAGUAACUUCCGCUAAAAAAUAGGUCAGUCGAUUACUGCUUUCGAUACUGCAUAUUGCGACAUUUGAAAGCCGUUUCUGAGAAAAUUAUCAUUCAGAGCCUUCUUCGGAGAUCACGAUGGCACGGCUACUACUUUUACUGUUGAUUUUGUGUAGCAGGGGCGGAUCUAGGGGGAGGGUGCAGGGGGUGCGCACCCCCCCCCCCUUCCCCUGAGAUGACCUGCGGUUUUCUACAACUGGUAUUCUGCAAAAAAAAACUAUGUGGUUUAUUGGUGUUGAAGUAGAGCAAGAGACGAGUGCAUCCCCUCCUAAAAAAAAUCCUGGAUCCGCCCCUGUGUAGCAUGUUGAUCGCAUUCUGCAGUUGCAGAAAUUUGUGCUCAAGGAUUUUCUUUCAAAACAUCAAUGAGGGAACCAUGCCUUACAAAAUCAUUGAAGGUGCAUACACCAAGGAGAAUUACAACCACAACAACUUCCCAGUGUAUAGGCAAGAAAACGGCAAUCUACUGUUUUACUUUCAUAUUUCCAAGAAAGGCCAGAAAUAUUUGUCUUUUGGACUUAAUCUAAAAGACUACUUUGGCGUUGCCGCUGCUGUUUUUGGCGCUGUUGAUCCUGUGUCUUGGCUGAGCUCCGGGAGUUUAAAUAGAAGUGAUGUCUUUGGAGGAUUGGUAUACAAGUGGAUGUUCUACCACACGCGUCACAAAACCAAUUACUAUGUUACAGUUAGUAGUUCGUCACCUAUGAUUAAAGCUGUAUGCGUGGAUGAAGAUUUCAGAGAAUGUAACUCGGACAGACUUUACCUGAAUGACCAUUUCACCGAUGGAAAGGGGAAUGUUGUAAACGAUCUCACUCGAGAUUAUUUCUUUCGCAAGCAAGAUCUCUUCCAGAACCUUCGCCCUGUGUAUCAGCAUAGUAGACAAAAGUGGUACCUUGAAUACAUAAACGGCCUCUGGAUGAUAACAGAGUAUUUCCCCAGGCAAUCAGUAGUUUUUAACAUUUUAUUGAAGACUAAAGAUUUCGCCCUACGACCAGAGUACAUCAGUAAGACUUGGUCGGUCCCUUUCAAUGGAUGGCGCGAAAUGCCUGUUAGACUCUAA